GGCCUCCUGCCACACGGCGACAUCGUGGGGCGGCUGCCUGGGCAGCUGGUGCAGACGGCGGGAGGCCUCAAGCUGCUCGUGCGGCGACCAUCGCUCGAGGAGUACGUGGUUCUCAUGGCGCGGGCCGCCACCAUCGCCUACCCCAAGGAUGUGAGCGCCAUGCUCACCAUGAUGGACUUGCACCCAGGGGACACCGUGUUGGAGAGUGGCAGCGGAUCUGGUGCACUGAGCCUGUUUCUGUCAAGAGCGGUUGGAUCCAAAGGACGCGUCAUAAGUUACGAAAUCAGAGAAGAUCACUACAAUUUAGCUAAGAAGAAUUACAGGCAGUGGCGUGCUUCAUGGGAGAUAGGACAUAUGGAAGAGUGGCCAGAUAACGUGGAUUUCAUUCUUAAGGACAUUACAACUGCUGCUGAGGAUAUGAAAUCUGUAACAUUUGAUGCAAUAGUUCUGGAUAUGCUUAACCCUCAGGCUGCUCUGCCUGUUAUAUGCCCAAGUCUCAAACAUGGUGGUGUGUGCGCUGUGUAUUUAGCAAACAUCACACAGGUUAUUGCCCUUUUAGACAGAAUACAGACCUGCAAGCUCCCUUUUUUGUGUGAAAAGAUCAUAGACGUAACACACAGAAAUUGGUUAGUAAUCCCUGCUAAAAUCAAGAAUUCCAAGUCAACGAAAAUAAUGGAAACUCAAGAAAAUACUGAGGAAGAACCUCAACAGAAAGAAUGUGAGGAAAUCCAUUUUCAGGAUCAAGCAGUUCUCAAAGGAAAUGAAUAUGAUGAAUUACUUUCUGACAAUGCUGAAACAUGCUCCUCAGUGCCUUAUGUUGCUAGACCAUCUUAUUGGCAGGAUCCUCAUUCAGCGUUCCUCACCAAGCUGAGAAAGUUUCAACUACCACUUUCUUGAUGUUGCUAAGAUGUCAGCUGCUAAUUGAGUAUUGUACUGGAAUAAAAUAAAACAUCAGAAAAUGACCACUAUGUUUUGCAAAUUGUUUAACUUCUAAAGAGUUACUGCUUUGAUUUCUACUGCAUAUGAACUUUGACAUCUCAUGAACUAUUUGAAGGAAAGGUUUUAACAGAAUUUGUCGU
Messenger RNA from Tinamus guttatus (white-throated tinamou), 1079 nucleotides. RefSeq names its product tRNA methyltransferase 61B (gene TRMT61B). Gene Ontology annotation, cellular component: mitochondrion; tRNA (m1A) methyltransferase complex. Gene Ontology annotation, molecular function: tRNA (adenine(58)-N1)-methyltransferase activity. Gene Ontology annotation, biological process: tRNA methylation. Lineage: Eukaryota; Metazoa; Chordata; Aves; Tinamiformes; Tinamidae. The record is from RefSeq and is a predicted model, not a curated record.